AUGGCGACUCCCAAUUCAACAUGUCCACCACCAAUGGAGGCCACGUCCAAUGGAGCGUUUCAACAUGAAAACCCCUUGGAUUAUGCACUUCCCCUUUUAAUUGUUCAGAUGUGUUUGGUUGUGAUCUUCACCAGAUUCCUUGCAUUCCUUUGCCAACCUCUAAGACAACCCAGAGUUAUUGCAGAGGUCAUUGGAGGAAUACUACUUGGACCAUCAGCAAUUGGAAGGAAUGAGAAAUUCCUGCAUACAAUAUUUCCCAAGAGAAGCUUAACUGUGCUGGAAACAGUUGCCAAUAUUGGCCUCCUAUUCUUCUUGUUUCUGGUGGGUCUAGAGCUUGACAUGCGUUCUUUACGCAGAACUGGUCAUAAGGCAUUGGGUAUUGCCAUUGCUGGAAUCACAUUCCCUUUUGUUCUUGGCAUUGGCACAUCAUUUGCUCUUCGAGCCACCAUAUCCAAAAAUGUUGAUUCAGCCUCAUUCCUUGUCUUCAUGGGUGUUGCUCUCUCAAUCACUGCUUUUCCCGUCCUUGCUCGUAUCUUAGCUGAGCUCAAACUCCUCACAACUGAUGUUGGUCGCAUAGCAAUGUCUGCAGCUGCUGUUAAUGAUGUUGCUGCAUGGAUACUACUUGCUCUUGCUAUAGCUCUAUCAGGCUCUGAGACAACACCUAUAGUUUCUUUAUGGGUCUUGCUUUGUGGUCUCGCUUUUGUCCUCUUUGCUAUCUUUGUCAUAAAGCCCUUGCUUGCAAUGAUGGCUAAUCGUUCACCUGAGGGUGAACCAGUGCAGGAGAUUUUCAUAUGCAUCACCUUGACAGUAGUCUUGGCUUGCAGUUUUGUCACUGAUACUAUUGGCAUUCAUGCACUCUUUGGUGCUUUUGCAGUUGGCAUAGUUAUGCCCAAAGAUGGUCCCUUUGCCGGGGUUUUGAUCGAGAAGAUAGAGGACCUCGUAAUGAGCCUUUUCUUGCCACUCUAUUUUGUGUCAAGUGGUUUGAAGACUAAUGUUGCAACCAUAAGUGGUGCACUUUCUUGGGGAUUACUUGCCCUUGUUAUAUUCACUGCUUGCUUUGGAAAGAUCAUUGGCACAUUCGUUGUGUCAAUGUUAUGUAAGGUGCCUUUUAGAGAAUCCUUGGCCCUUGGAUUUCUCAUGAACACAAAGGGCUUGGUGGAGCUCAUUGUCCUUAACAUUGGCAAGGAUCGAAAGGUACUGAACGACCAAGCAUUUGCAAUUUGUGUUGUGAUGGCACUGGUCACCACUUUCAUUACCACUCCAAUAGUGAUGGCAGUGUAUAAACCAGCUCGUAGGGGAUCACCUUACAAGCAUAAAACAGUUCAGCGCAAUGAUCCUGACUCGGAGCUUCGGGUGCUAGCAUGCUUCCACAGUACACGCAGCAUUACUACCUUGAUCAAUCUAAUAGAGUCAUCACGGGGAACCCGAAAACGAGGAAAGCUUUGUGUGUAUGCCAUGCACUUGAUGGAACUAUCAGAGCGACCUUCAGCCAUCACAAUGGUUCACACGGCACGUAACAAUGGCAUGCCAUUUUGGAACAAAAAAUAUAACAAUAGAGAUCAAGUGGUCAUUGCAUUUCAGGCUUAUGGUCAUCUAAGUAGUGUCAAUGUUCGUCCCAUGACUGCCAUAUCAGCUUUCAACAACAUUCAUGAAGACAUUUGUACUAGUGCACACCAAAAGCGGGUAGCAAUCAUUCUCCUCCCUUUCCACAAACACCAACGUGUUGAUGGGUCUAUGGAGUCAUUGGGAAACUCAUUACAUGUAAUGAAUGGUCUUGUGCUUACCCAUGCUUCUUGUUCUGUGGCAAUUUUGGUUGAUCGUGGGCUUGGAGGGACAACCCAAGUCCAAGCUAGUGAAGUGUACUUCAAUGUUGCUGUGGCCUUCUUUGGAGGGAGUGAUGACCGUGAAGCACUUGCCUAUGGAAUGAGAAUGGCCGAACAUCCUGGGAUUUUGCUAAGUGUUGUUAAGUUUAUUGCUCCAUCUGGGAUGACGUUGGCUUUUGGAGCCAAAUUGGUUGGUGUAACAGCCAACAACGACAAGAAAUUAAUAAAUGUGGGUGUGGCUGGUGACACUACCCAAGAUGAAGAUAAACAAGAGGAUGAAAAAUUUUGGUCUGUGUUCUUAAGUGCAUGCUGCAAGAGUGGAGGGUCAAUAAUAUAUGAGGAUAGGUUGGUGGAAAGCAGAGAAGAUGUUGUAUCUGUAUUGAGUGAAAGGACUAGGAGCAAUCUUAUUUUGGUAGGUAGAAUGCCACCAGUGGCACCUUUGAUAGACAUAAGUGAUUGUCCAGAGCUUGGUCCUGUUGGAAGCUACUUGGCUUCUUCUGAGUUUUCCACUUCUGCAUCAGUUUUAGUAUUUCAACAAUACAAUCCCAAAACGGACAAAUACCCAUUGGUUAUGGAGAUUUCUGAUUACUCAAAUAUGCCAGACACGCCCAUGAAUUCUCCAUAG
Messenger RNA from Abrus precatorius (Indian licorice), 2448 nucleotides. Its product is annotated as cation/H(+) antiporter 19-like. The record is from RefSeq and is a predicted model, not a curated record. The transcript has 3 exons. Gene Ontology annotation, cellular component: membrane; endomembrane system. Gene Ontology annotation, molecular function: antiporter activity. The coding region runs from base 1 to 2448 and encodes 815 amino acids. Gene Ontology annotation, biological process: proton transmembrane transport; regulation of pH. NCBI's taxonomy places the organism in Eukaryota, Viridiplantae, Streptophyta, Magnoliopsida, Fabales, Fabaceae.